ACGAGUUCCAACCCAAUACAAUCGAGCGAUGGGUCUUGGUCUGUCGCACCCGGCGCCGCCGUCCGACGCGGCCGCCGCUGUCUUGUGCAGCCAGGACCUCUUGUGUACCAUCACCUCGUACCAGCGCGGCCUGCCCGAGAGCCUUGCACCGCUGGUGCCAGGUCUGCGGCGCAUGGCCCACCGGCCCAAGCAACGCAUCUCCAUGCCCGACCACGAGCUCGACGCCCGCUUCCGCACGUGGCUGGCAGCCCACGACGUCGAGAAGCUCGCGCCACUGCUGCGCAACGCCAAGCUACCGACAGGAUUGCCUUUAUCCACGGCGACAUCAACGUCGUCGCCGUCGAAGGGCCACACGUCGGUGCUCGACUGGCUCGAAGCGCGCAGCUCGGCGUACCCGCGAGGCCUUAUGGAGUGCGGCGUCAGCAGCAAUCAGCUGGACCGAGGGUUUCUGGAGAUUCUCAUCUACUUGGACGCGCAUUUGCUCAGCGACUGGCACCCGAUGGCCGUCUCGAUCGCAGCCGAACGCGGUCAUGUGGACGUGCUUCGCUUCCUUCGCGCCAAGGCGUAUGCCGGGACGCGACCCGUCCUCGUCGACGGGGGUUCCGAGUGGGGAAAUGGAAAUGUAUCGACGUGA
Saprolegnia parasitica CBS 223.65 is the source of this 634-nucleotide messenger RNA. RefSeq lists its product as hypothetical. Bases 29 to 634 code for a protein of 201 amino acids. Lineage: Eukaryota; Oomycota; Saprolegniomycetes; Saprolegniales; Saprolegniaceae. The record is from RefSeq and is a predicted model, not a curated record. The transcript has 3 exons.